ACUGUUGAUAUUUGGCUCUGUUGACUAAUGUGUUUGCCGACCACUGCUUCAGGAUAGGUUGACCGGGUCUGAGAAUUAUUUUGCAGGCGCACUGGAAAUCACGUGGUCAAGUGGUUGAGCCUUGCGGCCAGACCAGAGAGGCCCCUGCCUCCCCCUAGGAAGCUCUGCUGUUCCUAUGGAGCCAUGAAGCUGAACGAGAGGAGUGUGGCCCACUAUGCACUGAGCAACUCCCCAGCAGACCACAGGGGCUUCCUGCGCACCUGGGGGGGCCCAGGCACUCCACCCACCCCCAGUGGCACUGGCCGAAGGUGCUGGUUUGUCCUCAAGGGCAAUCUGCUGUUCUCCUUUGAGAGUCGAGAGGCCCGGGCCCCUCUGGGGCUGGUGGUGCUGGAGGGCUGCACGGUGGAACUGGCCGAGGCUCCCGUGCCGGAGGAGUUUGCCUUCACCAUCUGCUUCAACGCCCCCGGUGUGCGUCCAUACCUGCUUGCUGCUGAUGGACCGGCAGCCCAGGAGGCCUGGGUGAAGGUGCUGUCCCGGGCAAGCUUUGGCUACAUGCGCCUGGUGGUGCGUGAGCUGGAGAACCAGUUGCGUGAUGCCCGCCAGAGCCUGGCCUUGCAUCGCCACUCAUCCUGGAAGGCCGGUACAAGCUCCUGUAAGACCCAGCCUGCUGACCAGCUGUCUCGGGGCCUGGAGAACGGCCACACCCUCUCCAGGGAUUACAGCCCCAUGGGCGUGGUGGAAGCCGGGGGCAGCAGGCCAGCAGGGCGGAACUUGGCAGAAUGUGAGUUGCAGGGCGCUGCCAGCCUCCUAGGCAGGGGCCAGAGCCCCGUGUCCCCCGAGACCUCUUGCUUCUCUACCCUGCAUGACUGGUACGGCCAGGAGAUCCUGGAGCUGAGGCGGGGGUGGCGGCAGAGGGCCCAGGGGAGCCAGCCAAAAUGUGAGCAACAGGAUAAACCCUGAACCUGGACCCUCUGGGUGCUGCCCUUGUCCUGCUGGUCAGGACACUGGGGCCAAUUCUUUUUUUUAGGAGUUUGAUGUUUACUUGUUUCCAAAGUUGCUUUUUUUUUUGAGGGGGUUCUCCAGGUUCCAGAUCUACCCUCAUACCUGGAGAGGCCUGAGGAAUCAUUACUUGUAUCCCCUUUAUUUCCUGAGGCCCAGAGAGCAAAGGUGGCUUGGAGGGUCCUUUGGUGGGAGAGGGUCUUCAGCCACCACAGAGGGAUGGACUCUGCUCAGAAAGUGCUGGAGCCCCGUCCUCUCUCUCCUUCUGGCUAUCCUGACAACAGGCGGUGCUGGAUGCUGACCCCGGAGGGACUGGUAGCUUUUUGCAGAAACCCUGACUGCACUUGGUACACAGCUGCCAGCUCCUGGGUCUGCAGAGGGAAGCCGAAGAGGUGGGCAGGCAGUGUGGCUCCCCAGGGACAGCCCGUUUGGUGUGGUUCUCAGUCCGGGCAUUCUCGGAGCUUGGGCACAGGACUGCUGGCACCUUGUGAUAAACCCUCUCCUGCCUGGGCUCCCAGAGGGGUGUUCCAGCUCCUGUGACCACCUGGGAACUUGCUCACAGUCCUGCUUGUCACCCAGGGUGCCCCUGCCAAGACCCUCUCAUUGCCGCCCUCCCUGGCAGGCCAGAUGUCUUCUUUUUCCAUUUAUUCUGGGGGGCACAGUGGCUGGCUCUACAGAGCCAGAGGCCUGACAAGGCUGAUGCCCCACUGGCAUGGUGGCAGGGGCUAGAUGGGCGAUGCGGAGACUGCGCAGAGAACACCCCCACCCCCAACACACACCAUCUGUCCCUUAGCCUCUGCCACUGGGGCCUCGGCAGCCUGACCAAGGCCCAACUAGGCCUAGAGCAGUGGUUCCCAACCUCUUUUGGCCACGCCCACCCGAGCAACUCUAACAUCCUGAUGUCCCCCUCCCUGUGACAUAGAAUUCUCAUUAUUCAAAAAGUGAACUCUUAUGCACGUGGAGGAAGCCUAAAAGACCAUUAACUUGAUCUAAACAAGCUU
Messenger RNA from Myotis davidii, 2000 nucleotides. RefSeq names its product family with sequence similarity 109 member B (gene PHETA2). The record is from RefSeq and is a predicted model, not a curated record. Gene Ontology annotation, biological process: retrograde transport, endosome to Golgi; receptor recycling; endosome organization. Gene Ontology annotation, cellular component: early endosome; recycling endosome; trans-Golgi network. Lineage: Eukaryota; Metazoa; Chordata; Mammalia; Chiroptera; Vespertilionidae. The transcript is spliced from 2 exons. The coding region runs from base 184 to 960 and encodes 258 amino acids.